AUGUCGAAGGCAAAGGCACUAGUGGUCGUGUUAUUUUUGGCCGUAUUUUCUAGCCAAUGUUAUGGGGAACUCAGAGUUGGAUUCUACAAAGGAAAAUGUGGGCAGACAGAUGUUGAAGGUGUUGUUCGAAGGGUUGUAAAAACAUGGUUUUUUACAAAGGAUAAGACUAUUGCAGCUGCUCUUCUUCGUAUGCAAUUCCAUGAUUGCUUUGUUAAUGGCUGUGAUGCAUCAAUUCUAUUGGAUGGAGGCAACAAUGAGAAAAAAGCAAUCGCGAAUAAAAGUGUCAGGGGAUAUGAACUCAUUGAUGCUAUUAAAGAUGCUUUAGAAGCAGAAUGCCAAGGCCUGGUCUCUUGUGCUGACAUUAUUUCAAUGGCAACUAGAGAUGCUGUUCUCUUGAGUGGAGGAAAAUGGUACAAUGUAGAAACAGGACGAAGGGAUGGGAAUGUUUCCUUUGCAUCAAAUGUGAAUCUUCCUGGUCCUUCCAUUUCAGUCUCAGAUUCCAUCAAUACUUUUGCCAUCAAAAAGCUUACCCCAACAGACAUGGUUUAUCUUCUAGGUGGCCACACUGUUGGAAUUACUCACUGCUCACUCUUCCAAGAUAGGUUAUACAACUUCAACAAUACAGGUGGUCCUGAUCCAACCAUGAGCAAAUGGCUAUUGUUUGGUUUAAGAAUGAAAUGUCCUAGAGGUUCAUCCUUUGACAACAUUGUUCCUCUUGAUGUGAUGACUCCAUCUCUGGUAGAUAACUCAUUUUUUCAACAAAUUCAAAGGGGAAAUGGGGUUCUUCAAAUUGAUCAGCAAAUAGCAUUGGAUCCAUUGACAAAAGAUAUUGUCAAAGGGGCUGAUUUUGAUACUAAGUUUGGAGAGGCUAUGGUGAAAUUGGGUAGAGUUGAAGUACUCACUGAUGCACAAGGAGAAGUGAGGAAAUCAUGUAGGGCUGUGAAUAAGAAGCCACUCUUUUUAGGGAUCAUCAAUUAGAACAAGUGUUUUAUGUUAAUUUAUUCUUGAUAACUUAUUUGCUAAAUGUAUAAUUUUUCUUUGGU
Lycium barbarum (goji berry) is the source of this 1043-nucleotide messenger RNA. Its product is annotated as peroxidase 60-like. The record is from RefSeq and is a predicted model, not a curated record. The transcript is spliced from 4 exons. Gene Ontology annotation, molecular function: heme binding; peroxidase activity. Gene Ontology annotation, cellular component: plant-type cell wall; plasmodesma. Gene Ontology annotation, biological process: hydrogen peroxide catabolic process; response to oxidative stress. Bases 1 to 978 code for a protein of 325 amino acids. NCBI's taxonomy places the organism in Eukaryota, Viridiplantae, Streptophyta, Magnoliopsida, Solanales, Solanaceae.